Molecule: messenger RNA, 861 nt
Organism: Ordospora pajunii
Lineage: Eukaryota; Fungi; Microsporidia; Ordosporidae
Product: psp1-like protein
Exons: 1
Coding region: 1-861 (286 amino acids)
Cellular component (GO): cytoplasm
Source: RefSeq, a predicted model, not a curated record
AUGACAUAUCAAGGAUGUUUUGGCGGAGUAUUGUAUGGCAUACCGUAUAACUGUAAGUGUGGAGUAGAAAUGUAUGCACUAGGUUAUGAAGACCACGAACAUGAGAAGCAUGCAUCCAAAACAAGUUUUCAAUGUAAAAAUAAAAGAACAAGCAUGUUUCUGCAGAUGUUCAAUAGCUAUGAAUGGAUUCCAUAUAUGCCAGGUAGCAUUUGGAGCGAGACGAAUGAGAAGUGGAGCGAAGGAUCGGUUGCGUGGCGAGUGGUGGGCAUGACGCCAAACAAGUUUUCAUCGGAUGAUCUGGCUGAAGACGACAUUAGACGAACAAGCUUUAUGUCGAUGGAGCUGGCAAGUGUGUUUCCAAAGAAAUGGUAUUUUAUUAUUGAGUUUCCAAGCGGAAGAUUAGAGAUUAGUCAUUAUGCACAAGCCGUUGAUGUAAACAGCCAUGUGAUACUUGAAGCAGACAGGGGCGAGGAUUGCGGAAAGGUUGUGAAUGUCAUGGAUGAAUAUAGGUUUGAGAGCCAUCUUAUGAAGAUAAAAGAUGUAAGAAAAGAGCUUGCGCUGAUAAAAGUCGUUAGAAGAGCAUCUGGUGAUGAUGUGCAGAAGCUGGAGCAAAAGAAGGAGAUGGAGGCCACGUCAUUAAGGCAGUGCAGAGAGAUGGUUAGCUCUCGAAGGCUGGACAUGGAUAUUCUGAGCUGUGAAUAUCAAUGGGAUGCCAAGAAAAUAACAUUCUAUUUCCGAAGCGAUAAAAGAAUAGAUUUCCGGGAUCUUCUGAAGGACCUGUUCAAGAUAUUCAAAGUAAGAAUCUGGAUGUGUGCAGAAAGGAGAUCAAGUACAGAGCUUAUCAAAAGAAUCACAGGGUAG